AGGAUGCCAACUGCCGGGAAAGCUCAAAGAAGAAGAAGAAGUAGAAGAAGAAAAGUUUCGGGAAGAGCAGGAGGGAGGGGACUCCGGAGUGAAAGUGUAGUAAUCCGACAGCGAGCAUGACAGACGCCGAGGCGCAGAGCGCUCCACCAUCGGCACCUGUGGAGGACAAGCCACAGCCAGAGAGGAAAAUCAUAGCCACCUUGGUUCAAGGCACAGUGAAGUGGUUCAAUGUGCGGAAUGGAUAUGGGUUCAUAAACAGAAAUGAUACCAAAGAAGACGUGUUUGUUCAUCAGACUGCUAUCAAGAAGAACAAUCCUAGGAAAUUCCUCCGUAGCGUUGGAGAUGGCGAGGUCGUAGAGUUUGACGUGAUUGAAGCCGCCAAGGGCUCAGAAGCAGCCAAUGUAACCGGUCCAGGCGGUGUUCCAGUCAAAGGCAGCCGCUAUGCACCCAACAAACGCCGCUUCCGUCGACGGUUCUUCCCCCGCAGCCCGAGGCCUGAUGACGAGGGCAAGCAAGGUGAUGGCCAGUCCUCUGCUGUUGAGGGCGAAGGAUCUGGAGACAACGAAGGAGGGAGGCCUCAGCAGCGCCGCCGUAGACCCCGAAGACCACGGCAGGAGGGGCAAGAUGGUGAGGCUGAAGAGCAAAAGAACGGAGUGGCAGAGGGCGGUCAAUCGCAGCGACCUCCACAGCGCAGAUUCUGGCGCCCGUACCGCAGACAGUUCCGCCCUCGCCCACCCGCUGAUCAGGCUGCAGCCAACCAGCCGGCCGCUCCAGAAGAGGGCCAGGAGCAAGGCGAGGUGAAGCAGACGGAGGCCUCUGAGGGCCCCCAGACCAAUGGAGAUGCACCUGAGGGCCAGAAACAACGGCGCCCAUCUAGACGACGCAGGCAAAGGAACUCGGAGUCCUCUACCUCGAAAAAUGAUACAGAGAAGUCUGCAUCAGAGCCCGGUACCCCCCCUCAGACCUCAAAACUAGCUGACCUUAAUAAAUCUACACCUAAAUCGCCAAAGGCACCCUCCAAAACUUCUCCUAAAACGCCCAAAUCACCUGAGCAGGCAGCUGCCACAACAGACCCAGCACCAACAGAGUGACGCUAGUGAGAGGACAGUCUCAUGACCCUUGGUCCUAGGGUUGGAGGACUGGAUCUAUUUCAGAACACAUGCACUGCUCUCCCCUCCCUGCACUCCCCCCAUCCUCCAACCCACCCCGUCUCGCUGUCAUCCCUCAACGCCCCCCCUCCCCUCCCCUCUCAUCUUGUCUUGUGUUGUCCUGUCUAGACACUGACGUUUUGGAGAGGGAUGAGGUAGGGAGGAAGAGGAUGCAGGUGGUUGGUGGGUGCAUUUAGAAAUUACAGAAGUACAUCUUUAUGAAGAAAAAUAGGAAUGAAUGGACAAUCUGCUUGGUAGCCCAGUUAUUCCAACCCCCCUUUAAAAACUAUUUUUCUUUAAUUGCCUAGAUGGGAAACAUCAAGUAGUUAAUAGAGGAACCAGCCUUGAUUUUUAUUUGAAUUUCUUUUUUAAUUUGGUUGAAGAGGGGAAAACCAAGCAGGUGUGUGAGGUUGGUGGUGCAUUAUGGGAGUCAGUUUAGUUCUGUUACCACCUCAAUCAAUUCUUAAAACAUACUACUCCCUUCAUCUCCUCAGUUGAGGAUGGAUUGAUGAAAAAACUUUUUUUUUGUUUUACUUAUUUGUGUGUGCUUUUCUUUGGAGGGGAUUAUGUGCAAUGUCCGUAGUUGAAAUGCUAAUUAAUAAAUCCAUAUAUGCAAA
This is a messenger RNA of Epinephelus moara (kelp grouper), 1765 nucleotides long. Its product is annotated as Y-box-binding protein 2-A-like. The transcript is spliced from 10 exons. Gene Ontology annotation, cellular component: nucleus. Gene Ontology annotation, molecular function: nucleic acid binding. Lineage: Eukaryota; Metazoa; Chordata; Actinopteri; Perciformes; Serranidae. The coding region runs from base 117 to 1091 and encodes 324 amino acids. Gene Ontology annotation, biological process: regulation of gene expression. The record is from RefSeq and is a predicted model, not a curated record.